Messenger RNA from Tetranychus urticae (two-spotted spider mite), 625 nucleotides. RefSeq names its product small ribosomal subunit protein eS17. Gene Ontology annotation, cellular component: ribosome. Gene Ontology annotation, molecular function: structural constituent of ribosome. The record is from RefSeq and is a predicted model, not a curated record. Gene Ontology annotation, biological process: translation. Lineage: Eukaryota; Metazoa; Arthropoda; Arachnida; Trombidiformes; Tetranychidae.
ACAAAUUUAUCUUCCAAGUUGUAGUUAUAUAUUGAUGGUCCCUAAAAGUCAGCUUCCUCUUCCGUUGUUCGGUUUGGUUUUUGCAAGUUUCUUGGUUUGUGUUGAUUUAAUUUAGUUAAUUUAACUACAAUCAUGGGUCGUGUUCGUACCAAAACAAUCAAAAAAGCUUCACGUGUUAUCAUUGAAAAAUACUACACUAGAUUAUCAUCGGAUUUCCAUACUAAUAAAAGAAUAUGUGAGGAAAUUGCUUUAAUUCCUAGCAAAAAACUUAGGAAUAAGAUUGCUGGUUUCGUUACACAUUUAAUUAAACGUAUCGAGAAAGGACCAGUCCGAGGAAUCAGUAUCAAGCUUCAAGAAGAAGAAAGAGAACGUCGUGACAAUUAUGUACCUGAAGUCUCUGAAAUUGAUUUAGAUGUUAUUGAAGCUGACCCAGAUACUAUGGAAAUGUUAAAGAUGAUGAGUAUGGAUACUAUUCCAAGACUUCAACAAACUAACCUUACUGUGUACAAAGGUUAAUAUAAAUAAUAAUAAUAAUAACUACAAUAACAACUGUACCGUCUAAUAUGGACAUAUACUUUUUUUGUGUCUUUAAGAUUCAUCUUGAUUAAAACUUUUGGACUUGAAA